Molecule: messenger RNA, 5877 nt
Organism: Solea senegalensis (Senegalese sole)
Lineage: Eukaryota; Metazoa; Chordata; Actinopteri; Pleuronectiformes; Soleidae
Gene: plpp6
Product: phospholipid phosphatase 6
Exons: 2
Coding region: 399-1256 (285 amino acids)
Molecular function (GO): sphingosine-1-phosphate phosphatase activity
Source: RefSeq, a predicted model, not a curated record
GGCUUUUGAUGAUUUCUUUUAAAGUGAAUAUACACAGGACCUUUAAUGUUGUUUUACAUGAUCUGGGUUGGCCUUGUGGAACUUUUAGGGGGCUUAAACAUCUGUGUCUGGGAAGCUCUGGCCUAAUAGUUUCAAACUAAUGUGAUUUUGUUCUGUAAUUGUUAUGAUUUUUUUUUUAAACUCACAAAAUGGCUGACAGCUAAUCACUUCCGGUUCACGUCACGCACACAGGAAGCUUUCACUUUCAUCCGCAUCCUUGUUAUCAUUAUUGUGACUGUAGCAUACAGCAAAGGAACUGAAGGCGCAACAGCCGUCACACCGCUGCGGCAGAUAUUACCACUGCGGCGAAAAACCUCAGCACAGCGCGGUUUUUCUACGCCUGUGGAGUCACAAACAAAAUGCCUUCUCCUAAAACUAAAAGCCCGGCACGGAGCGGAGGAAGCCCGGUCCUCGGUAGCUCUAACAACGGACGCUACGAGUUCAUGUCGCUGACGAAGCCCCUGAACCGGUCCUCGCCGCCGCAUCUUCUCCAGCGACAAGGUUCCGACCCAACCACAGCCCGGCUCCGAGCCUCUGAGAGCCCCACACGGCGGCGAGGCUCCAACUCGUCCACGGGCUCCGGGAGCGGUCUGCAGGAGGAAGACGGUAUACGGCUCAACCCGUCCUUCUUUCGCGUAGCGCUGAGCUCGCUGCUCGCCAUCGACCUGUGGCUGUCGAAGCGGUUGGGAGUGUGCGCCUGCGAGGACUCGUCGUGGGGAAGUGUGCGGCCGCUAAUGAAACUGAUUGAGAUAUCGGGCCAUGGCAUUCCCUGGCUGGUCGGUACCGCCUACUGCCUGUUCAAAAGUGACAGCGCUGCGGGACAAGAAGUCAUGCUCAACCUGUUCAUGGGUCUACUCUUGGACCUCAUCCUGGUUGGUAUUGUCAAAGCAGUGGUCCGUCGACGUCGGCCAGCUCAUAAUCGCAUGGACAUGUUUGCUACCUUUUCUGUGGACCGCUACUCUUUCCCGUCUGGCCACGCCACUCGCGCCGCCAUGUGUGGGCGCUUCCUUCUGGCUCACCUCGUGCUGGCUGCCCCACUGCGGGUCCUCGUCCUGCUGUGGGCCGGCCUGGUGGGGCUGAGCCGAGUGCUGCUGGGCAGGCACAAUGUGACUGAUGUGAUGUUUGGCUUCUGGAUGGGUUAUUGGCAGUACAACCUGGUGGAGAUGCUGUGGCUCUCACCUCAGACCCUUCAAGGGUUUCUGGGACAGUUAGCUUAACAUGAAGAAGAGACUGAAGAAGGAGGAGACAUGGCAGUUUGAAUGUUCAUUGUCACCUGCACAGCUCUUGUCCGUAGCUAAGACUGUCAAGAGAGAGAAGACAGAAAGCUGUAAAGACACCUGAAUCCAACUUCCACUCCUUAUUCAUCACACCAUGAUUUUAGGGCCAUUGCUGUAUUCACCUGUCCUUCUCGGCUAAAUCCAUUCUACUACGUUUUCAUUUGAAAAAAAAACUUAUUUUCAGAUUUAAAAAAAAUGUUUUUAAUGACAGCGGACAAAUAUUUGCCAAGUAACUGAUGGGAAAUGACGUGUGGUUAUACAACUCAAAUGAAUCUCUAGUUAAAUUAAUUUUUUAAAAGUGGAUCAAAUAGAUUUGUCUCUUCAGACCAAAAUGAAAAUGGGAAAAAAGGGAACUGUGUAGAGGGUGCGAGUCGGGUUUUAAAAUUUAGUUUGCCUCCGGUUGCAAAACUAAUUCUGUGCAACCCAUCCUCCUAUUGGACAAUACCAGGAGGUUGUGGAGGGGGUGUGUGUUAAUGUCUAUGAUGGCAUGCAGCUUCCGUGUACAGUGUCCGUAAUGCUGCUCCCCCAGCUAACAUCAGCAUAAAACAGUGCACUUGCCACUGUUGUUUGGUAGAACAUCUGCAGCAUGUCACUGCACACAUUGCAGGACCUGAGGAACAAGUGGCAAAAAGUGGCGACUCUGCCCCUUCCUGUACACUGCAUCUGUAUUAGCCCCAGCUAUUUGUGGGACUGCACAGUCUCUACCUCCACUCUCCCAGUGCACACUGACUGCCAUGGUGUUUUUGAUCUCCUGAAGUCCACCACCAGUUCCUUGGUUUGGUGGUGUUCAGGAGAAGGCCAUUCCUUGUGCUCCAGUCAGUGAAGGUCUCCACAAGGUCCCUGUAUUCCCCCUCCUGCCCACCGCGUGCACAUGCCACAACAGCUGUAACCCAGGUGAGAAGUAGAAGAAGUAGUGGAUCAUUUUGCCUUUUCCCAUAGCCUUCCUGCAUGGACUACCCUUUUUUCUCUGGCUCAUCCUGGGUUAGGAAACAUUAAAGAAAACCAGCUGGAUCUGCUUCAAAACGAGCCAAGUACUCCUGUGACAUGUCCAGCCUGGUGGGCUUUUAAUCAGGGGUCAAAAUCUGUGGCACCCAACGAGCAGAAACCUUCCUACGACAUGCCAAGUUAGUUGUGCAGAGUGUUCUUUACUCCUUCACUGGAGAUGCUCACACCAUUGGCUGUCAUCCAUCGCCAUGUGGUAAACACGAUCAGUGUAUUGCUGGGUGGUGGUUGGGAUCAGGAUCGGGACGCACUGACCUCGGGUUAUUUUCAUGGUUCUCCCUAACCCUCUUGAAUUGAGCUGCCCACUAUACAGUUGAUAAAGCUGGAGGAUCAUCCCCUAAUGUAGCAACCAUGUCAGCAGGAAUGUCCUUGUGGGCUAACCCCUUUUUUGCAGAUGUUUGGUAACACCACCGUGCCACAUUUUGUCCAUGCUCACAAAAUGUCUCUAGUACUGGUUUUUAAAGUCCUUAAUUAAGCUAUUGGGCUUAUCUGGAAGUUUAGUAUCAGGAAAGGUUGACCUGAAUGUGUGCCAAGUUUCAUUGCUGUUUGACAUUACUCCUCAAUCAGCCUGUGAACUUUUCAGUCCUCAUCAUACAUAAUCACGUGUAGUUGCUUUAAAAGAGAGAGCGUUCUAAAAAGGCCUUGGAUUGUACCUACAUUGAAUCUAAAUUGAUCUCUUUGAGUUGUAUAACCCGCAUGUCAGUUACUUGUCAAAUAUUUGUUUGUCAGAGAGUGGGGUUGUCUCAGUGUCAGUUUGAUAUUGUGUAAUUCCCAGGAUGACGAUCAACUGAAAAACAAAUCAUGCUGGUUUACUUUUUUGUCAUCAAGAUGAUAGUUUAUAUCUAGAAUGGACCACUUUUCUUUUCAGGCAGAAUGUUGCACUGUAAAAACUGUAGCACAUUACUUUUAAAUAUUAAUUAAAAAUAGACAUAGUCUUCCGCUUUGGAAAGUGAAGUCCAGUAAGUUGGAUGGAUGUAGCAGUUAGGCACCAGGGGGCGACUCCACUGGUUGCAAAAUGAACUUCUUUUGAAUUGAAGUUCAUGGGAAAAUGAGCUUCUACUUCUUUCUUGAUUUAAACCAAGCAUUUGUAAAUUAGGUUCACAUUAAGAGGAAGUGAAGGAGUAGACAGCAGUGUGAUUGACAGCUGGUAUCUUCAAUUAGGAGCCUGGUUGAAUCACAUACCUCAAGUCUUCCUAAUGGGUGCUUGAUUCACAACCAGAAGACUUUGUCCAUUUGUUUACGCAUUCAUGCCAGAGCUCCACAAAACUCUGUGUUUUGCUAGAAGUGAUUUUAUGUCAUGACUGACGGAGGAAAAGGAGAUCGUACAACAGUAAUAUGGUGCAAUAAUGAAGCAAGAUUGCUGCAAAUAGUUUGAGAAUGGCUGAAAAUGCCUAAAUGUGUCCAGUUUCCAUAACUCUGGAUUUUAAACACUUACAUAAAGGGAUAAAGGUAGCCACAUAAGUAACACACAUUCAGAAAUAACUAACAUGGGACAGCCCAUACCAAGUGAAAAGGGGAACUUGGCUUGUGACCAAAGGGUUGGCGGUAAUAACUUUGAGCAAGGUACCCAAUCUCCAUUAGCUCAUUGUUAAUUGGACACUCUAAAUGGGAGAGUUGCGUCAGGAAAGGCAUCCAGCGUAAAAACUCUGCCGACGCAAAUAUGUGGAUCAUCCACGGUGGCAUUCCCUAGAGAGGGAGAAGCUGAAAUAUGAGAAACAAAAAAGAGCUAUAACCCACCUAUCUGCAUGCCUUGCUUUGGUAAUGACACAAUCACCUUGUUGUGGUGAAGGAGACGGGUAUAUACAGUAUGCUGUCGUUAACGACCAUCUUCACUGUGCAGCGAGGGGUGUGGGACGUGUCACCAGUUUUGAUGUCAUCGUUUGGUUGCAAUAUCCAUCCAUCCAUCUUCUACUGCUUUAUCCUCCACAGGAGGGUCACCAGUCCAUCACAGAGACAAACCAUCCACUCUCACACUCACACCUACAGUUAAUUUAGAGUGUCCAAUUUACCUAAUCCCCAUAUUGCAUGUUUUUGGAUUGUGGAACCCGGAGAAAACCCAUGCACACACGGGGAGAACAUGCAAACUCCAGCGCAGAAAGGCCCUGGUUCCGACCGCGUCGCAAUCCCGGGUCGUCUUGCUACAAAGGCAAGAGAUAGAUCUGUAGAAAUCUGAUUCAAAUUGCAUUUCAAACCACUUUCAAAUGUGGUUCUAUGGGAAAAAAAAGUACCACAUGAAAACCCGGUCACACCAAAAUGCUCAUCUGUGGACAUGUAAAUAAUCAUUUUGUUCACAAACUUGAGUUCACACAUAAUUAAUGGUUUGCAGAAAUGUAGAGUGGCGUAAUGUGACCCUGCAGACUGGGUUGAGAUACAGUGUAUAGUAAAAAAAAAUGAUUGUCAUGUAAUUUUCCACAGUUUUGUGGAAACAAUCUUUAAAGGUCCAGUGUGUAAGAAUUAGCGACGUUGAAUAGUGAGAUUGUAACAAACGGAGGGCAAUCUCUAAUUAUUUUAUAAUCGAUUAAUCUGUCGAUGAACUUGUUUAGGAAAAUGUUGAUGGAUAUUUAACAAACCUGGGAAUGACGUUUUCAAAUAUCUUGUUUUGUCCACAAACCAAAAUGAUUCAAUUUUAAAAACCCCAGAAAAUAUUUACGUUUAAGAAGCUGGAAAAUCAGAUCUUUAUGCAUCAGGUUUGUGUGAACAGAGCCAUUUUUUGUUUUUGUAGACGGCAUUUGCUACAAAAUGUGAAACAUCUGUGUAAAAAUGUAUUCUAAAAUGAAUUCUUACCAUUUUUAAGUAGUAUGUUGUAGUUUAGCCUAAAUGUCACACACUGGACCUUGUAGUUGUGGACGGUGUUUGCGUAAUAUUGUCCUUUAACUCUGAAGACGCACUGCUUUUACCGACGGCACCAGUUUUUAUUCACGUCUUGUGGCAAACGUCACAGUCGGAGUGUUUGUAUGGAAUCUGCAAUCCUCACGUUUAAUAAUUAAACCACAUCCACGCAAUACUUCCUACACGGAGAUCAGACAUUGGGUGGUUAAGAUGUUGCACACGCACACCUCAGCACUGCCAAAAAGCAAAACGUGUUCAUGUGCAGUUGCACUGUGACUCCCGUGUGCUGUUCUGUUUUUCAUGAAUCAUUUGUGUGUGUGACUGUCGUGUUUCUUUGUAAUUAUAUAACAUCUUUUUACUACUUCUUUGACAGAAAGAAUGUUAUACACGUGUGUGUGUGUGUUUGCAGCUGGCGUCAUAUUGUGCGUCCAGACGUUCACUGAUUUACAUGUGUCGACCUCUUGCAUUCUGUGCCCUCUCUCUGCAAUAACUGACCAAUGAUUUUCCCAACGAUAGAUGACCAGCAGGUGAGGUGGCAGCUUCCAGAGGCUGACAUUAUGUUUAUCACAGUCAUAUGUUUGUGUUUGAAAUAGAUUUUUUGCACAUUCCACCUCCCAAAUUGCACAUUGUACUUUUUUGCCUGCUAUAUGAUAAUAUAAUUAAAAAGAUGUUGAUGCCUCUACUGUAAAUAUGUCUGUAAGGGUAUGUGAUUAAACUGUGUUAUGAUAAA